Messenger RNA from Patiria miniata (bat star), 1119 nucleotides. Its product is annotated as protein trapped in endoderm-1-like. Bases 1 to 1119 code for a protein of 372 amino acids. NCBI's taxonomy places the organism in Eukaryota, Metazoa, Echinodermata, Asteroidea, Valvatida, Asterinidae. Gene Ontology annotation, biological process: G protein-coupled receptor signaling pathway. Gene Ontology annotation, cellular component: membrane. The record is from RefSeq and is a predicted model, not a curated record. The transcript has a single exon. Gene Ontology annotation, molecular function: G protein-coupled receptor activity.
AUGGCUUUGAUGAGUAUGAAUAACACAUCUUCGAUCAUGAACCUCACCACCAUGGAACCGGCUACCCUUAAUCCAUCUCUUUACCCGUACAAUGCCCGAAUCGGUGUGGCCUGUGUGUGGAUCGUAGCUGCGGUCCUUGGACUCGUUGGGAACAGCCUCGUGAUCUGGUCGGUCGUCCUGUCCAAGAAACUCCGCACGGUGACCAACGCCUUCGUGGUCAACCUCAGCCUGGCUGAUUUCUGGACGAGUCUGUCUUACCCGUGGCAGGCCGUCGCCAUACUGAGCCACGGGUCCUGGCCGUUAGCUACAGAGAUCCCAUGCUACAUCACCGCUGUGCAGUUUUACACUGGUCUUGGUGCAAGCCAUUACUCGUUGGCGGCGAUAGCAUUCAAUCGCUUCAUGUUGGUCACUAAGAAACCUGCAAUAUACAGUCGUUGGUACUCCCCGAGAAAAGUCUCCGCCAUGAUCGCUGCGACUUGGGUCAUCCCGUCGAUCGUGUUCUUUUUGCCGCCAAUUCUUGGCAUUGGCGACUUUGGUUACGAUCCUCAGGACAACACGUGUUCAGACAAGGAUGGUCAUCCCCGCGGCCAAGAGUACAACCUUGCUCAAUCUCUUGGUCUGUUCCCGGUUCCUAUGCUAAUCAUUAUCAGUUCCUACACAGCACUCUACAUUCAUCUCAAACGUCACUUCAGGAAGCAGAAGAGGGGACGCACUGAACAAAAAAGCCCAGCCCAGGACGACAAAACAGUUGGGAAGUCUACCGUCUAUUUCAGUGUAUCGACCGAGUCCUUAUCCACGCCCACAAACGGCGUAGCCAAAUGCAACCGGCGAGCGAUCAGCCGUCGACAGCUUGCAAUCACCAAGAAUCUCUUUAUGGUCUUCUGCAUCUUCUUCCUGUUGUUGUCCCCUUAUUACAUAUCUCUGGCCGUGCGAAGCAGUAGUAAGUUUGCUCUGUACGGGGCAACCAUCACUAUCCUGAAUAGCUGGGUAAACCCCAUCAUCUACGCGGCAAAGCAUCCUCAAUUCAAGUUGGUGCUUCGAAAGAUCCUUUGCUGUCGCUACUCGCAGAUACCUGAACCAUCUGACUGGCUGAAAUCUGUCUUGUCUCGGAGGAAGUAA